Molecule: messenger RNA, 561 nt
Organism: Anisakis simplex (herring worm)
Lineage: Eukaryota; Metazoa; Nematoda; Chromadorea; Rhabditida; Anisakidae
Source: the annotation of a GenBank genome assembly
AUGAGUAGGCCAGGAGGUUGGGCUCGAGUUUGGAUAAAUAUAAAGAAGUCUUUGAGAGGUGAUGGCACAAAAGGUAUACGAAAAUAUAUUGGCGAGGACUGCUCUGGAAAUCGAUUCUAUGAAGUUCCACAUCAGAGUCUGAGUAACGUUAGAAGGUUAUUUAUUUACUGUCAUUAUUGUUAUACGAGCAGUGUGUAUUUUUAUUUACAUGAAAAUGUAUUCAGAGGUUACGAACCGAGUCCAACGAGUGGUGCAGAACCGAGUCUGGAAUGGCAGUCAUGGCUUAAAGGUACACGCACAUCUCCUCCAUCUCUUGAACAACUCUCAGCGAAUCGUUCAGCAAUUGCAAACAUGAACAAAAGACUCGAACAGGAAGAAAGAGAUAAAGAAGAAUCACCAGAGUUUGAGAGUGAGAUAAUCAAUAAAACAAACAAAUUCGAAUUAAAGCAACAGCAGAGCGUAUUAAGCGACAAAGUCAAGAAAUAUCCCGUUUAUAAAGACUUCGAAUACCAACCUGGUGUGUCGAACCCAGCUAAUAAUAAGGACAGCAGUGAUAGAUAA